This is a messenger RNA of Prorocentrum cordatum, 2196 nucleotides long. Lineage: Eukaryota; Dinophyceae; Prorocentrales; Prorocentraceae. The record is from the annotation of a GenBank genome assembly.
CGCCCCCCCCUCUGCCUCCCCCCCUUCGCCUCCCUCCCGCCUUCGGCGAAGGGGGGCAGGAGUGGGCCGCGUGAGCUUACCAGUGGCCACAGGGUCCAUGCAAUGGACAGCCUACAGCAGCCGAAGGGGGGUGUGAAACCACGACUGGGCAUGCAGAGCGGCCGCAGGAGACGGAGGAGGGGGGGGGAGACCCCUCCGACGCCGCCGCCGCCAGUGCCGCCAGCACCAGACCGCGCAGGCCGCGUUCGGACGACCGGCAGCAGGCGCCUGGCCACCCAGGUCGUGCCCGGGACGCCGGCGGGAGACGCCGCAGUCCCCGGAGCAGCUGCGCAGGCCCCUGCUCGACGUCGCCACCCAGCGGCGUGCGGAGGCCCGCACCGGGCCCGCUCGCCGCCCUCACCUGGCGCCCCGCCUCUCCCUCGCAGUCACCCUGGCUCAGGAGGCCUCUCGUGGGGCGGCCCGCCGGCAGCGCCCAUGCGCGGCCGCCGCCGAGCGCGGCUGCUGGCCCCCGCGGUGGCCGCGGCCCUCGUGGGCGCCGAUGCGGCGCAGCCCCAGCGGCCCCCGCGGGUCGCCGACGGGGCCACCGACUUCGGCGGAGGGAGCGCCGACGCGCCUGGUCACGGCCAGCCCAUGCAGGAGAACGGCCUGCCGCAGCCAGUGGACGUCGUGACGGGAGACGUCACGUGGGAGGAGUUCUGGAGCAGGUACGUGCGGGCCAACCGCCCGGUCGUGCUGAGGGGCCACGCCGCGAGGCAGCGGGCCUUUGGGCUGUGGACCGACGCCUACCUGGCCGAGCGCUGGGGGUCCAGGGCGAUAAGUGUAGAGCUGAACAAAUCCGAGGAGCGUGGAGGGCCCACGACCAAGAUGGCUUUCCGAGACUUCUUGCACAGAAUAUACGAAGACGAGAACAAAGACAGUUUCUAUGCCGUCAUCGAUUUCGAAAACGACAAGUCCGCCCUCAACGACUUCGACAUGCCGGAACCUGUGGACUGCAAGGAGGUUGUCCCCCAGUCGCUCACUCUCUGGAUGAGCUCAGGGGGCACCUCGUCGGUCCUGCACGAGGACGAUGCGGAGAACUUCCUGAUGCUGCUUGCGGGGAGGAAGCACGUCAUGCUGGUGCACCAGGACCAGGCGAGGAACAUCUACUCGCACAUCCCGCGGCAGACCGGCACCUCGCCGGUGCACCAAGACGCCGUGGACUUGGAGGCGUUCCCGCGCUUCGCGAAUGUCUCCUGGCUGCGGGGCACCCUGGAGCCAGGCUUAAGUCGGGCCUGUCCCUCUACAGGGGAAUAGUCAAAAAUAGUGAAACAAUUGUUGGGGGACGAUCUUUAGAUUACUUUGGAAGAUUUUGGAGGUAUUUUUGGACUAUCUUUCCUUUCUGGUCCAAAGUACGCCCGUAGGGGGGUAUGCCCGACCCAGAGCCAGGCGACACCCUGUACAUUCCCCACACCUACUGGCACCAGGCCUCCAGCAGGGGCACUUCUAGCAACACCCGAAGGUGGUGUCCUCCGACCGCAACGUGGCGGUGAACCUCUGGUGGGGGCACGAGGCGUCCGGUCAGGGAGUUCCUGGGCCCCUGUGCGCCUCCCUCGCGCUUUCCCUGCCCGCUCUGCCCCUGUGCCUGUCCUUGCCGUCGGGUGCCCUCCUGAACUUCUGUGUGUUUGAGUUCCAUCCUGAGUGGUCUCUCCCACCCCCACGCUUCCUUACAACUUUCAGCGACGGAUGUCUCGGCUCGAGCAGCGAAGUGUGCACAUGCUCUCUGCUCUCUUUUUCGGGGGAGGGAAAGCCCACCCGGGCCGGACCAUUGGCGUUUACCGAGCGGCCCCGCCCUGUUCGAUUCCUUCUCUGGGCGCGUUUGCUAAACGGCCUCGCUCGUCGGGGUGGUUACUGUGGGGGUGGAUUUUUUGCCCUCUACCCUCGCUUCCUGCCCGUCCUGCCCCUUGCCUCGCCUCGAUCCCUGUCCUGGCACUGCAGAUGCUCUCUGCUCUCUGAUGUGCACCUUCUGACGAUCAGCGCCCCCCCUUCCCCGAGACACCUUCCUUCAGACCUGGUCGGCCCCUGCUUCAUUCUGCUUCGCCCUGCGCAACUCGCCCUCGGUUACCGCACGCCAGCAUGUGUCCGCCUUUUGCCCAUUUCUGAUGUGUCGAGCAUUCCGAGGGAGCUGGGCAGCUGAAAUAGGGUCAACGUGGACUCCGC